CAGCCCCAGCAGGAUACAGCCGUCAGGGAGGCUAUGCCGGACAGCAGAGAAGCCCCAUGGGGGGACCCGUCCCCCGGCAGCACCGGAGCCCCCCAGGGAGGCUCAACCACAACCAGGUUCUCAAGCAGACUGUGGCCUGGCGGGCCUGCAUGUGUUCGCAGACUUAGUUUGAGCCUGCAGUGCCGGCGAGGAGUCAGGGCACAUGUGAGCAGCAGCCUCCAGACUGAUCAGCAGCCAUUCUCCAAAGAGUCCUUGAGCCAGGCUGCUGCAUGGGUAGCUGAUGGCCGGCUGGACCCCCCAGAGUCAUUACUGUGGACGUCGAGGGCCGAUGGGCGGGUGCAGCUGCGCGUGGAUGCAAGCUGUCCGCAGCCACCCCGUACGGUGCAUGCCAUGUUCUCCGAGACGCUGGCCAAGUAUGGCGACCUUAAGGCGCUGGGCACCAAGUGCCAGGGACAGUGGCAUCACAUCUCCUACUCGCAGUACUACCUGCUAUGCCGGAAGGCCGCCCGGGGCUUCCUCAAGCUGGGACUGGAGCAGGCCCACAGUGUGGCCAUCCUAGGCUUCAACUCCCCGGAGUGGUUCUUCUCUGCGGUGGGCACCGUGUUUGCUGGAGGCAUUGUCACGGGCAUCUACACCACCAGCUCCCCUGAGGCCUGCCAGUACAUCGCCCAGGACAGCCAUGCCAAUGUGAUCGUGGUGGACUCGCAGAAGCAGCUGGAGAAGAUCCUAAAGAUUUGGAAGAACCUGCCCCACCUGAAAGCUGUUGUGACCUACUGGGAGCCCCCGCCCCAGAAGCUGGCCAAAGUCUACACGAUGGAGGAGUUCCUGGAACUGGGCAGUGAUGUGCCCGAGGUGGAGCUGGACACUAUCCUCCAGGCCCAGCGGCCCGACCAGUGCUGUGCUCUGGUCUACACAUCAGGCACCACCGGGAGCCCCAAGGGUGUGAUGCUGAGUCAAGACAAUAUCACAUGGACAGCACAAUAUGGCAGUCAGGCAGGAGACAUCCAGCCAGCGGAAGUGCAGCAGGAAGUGGUGGUCAGCUACCUGCCUCUCAGCCACAUUGCAGCCCAGAUCUACGACCUAUGGACUGGCAUCCAGUGGGGGGCCCAGGUCUGCUUUGCUGAGCCUGACGCCCUGAAGGGGAGCCUGGUAAACACGCUGCGGGAAGUGGAGCCCACAUCUCACAUGGGAGUGCCCCGAGUGUGGGAGAAGAUCAUGGAGCGCAUCCAAGAGGUGUCGGCUCAGUCUGGCUUCAUCCGGCGCAAGAUGCUGCAAUGGGCCAUGGCUGUGACUCUGGAGCAUAACCUCACCUGCCCAGGCAGUGACCUGAAGCCCCUGGCCACCAGGCUGGCCGACUAUCUGGUGCUGGCCAAGGUGCGCCAGAUGCUGGGCUUUGGCAAGUGCCAGAAGAGCUUCUACGGGGCAGCGCCCAUGACGGCCGAGACACAGCACUUCUUCCUGGGUCUCAAUAUGCGCCUGUACUCGGGUUAUGGGCUCAGCGAGACGUCGGGCCCGCACUUCAUGUCCAACCCCUACAACUACCGGCUCUAUAGUUCUGGAAAGCUGGUGCCCGGCUGCCGGGUGAAGCUAGUCAACCAGGACUCAGCAGGCGUGGGCGAGAUCUGCCUGUGGGGCCGCACCAUCUUCAUGGGCUACCUCCACAUGGAGGAGCGCACACGUGAGGCCAUCGACGCCGACGGCUGGUUGCACACGGGGGACAUGGGCCGCCUGGAUGACGAUGGCUUCCUCUACAUCACCGGGCGGCUCAAAGAGCUGAUCAUCACAGCUGGAGGAGAGAAUGUGGCACCUGUUCCCAUCGAAGAGGCUGUGAAGACCGAGGUGCCCAUCAUCAGCAACGCCAUGCUCAUCGGGGACCAGCGCAAGUUCUUGUCCAUGCUGCUCACGUUGAAGUGCACUCUGGACCCAGACACGGCAGAGCCUACGGACAAGCUGACAGAACAGGCCAUAGAGUUCUGCCAGCAGGUGGGCAGCCAGGCCACCACGGUGUCGGAGAUCGUGAGCACGAAGGACAGCGCUGUCUACCAGGCCAUCGAAGAGGGGAUCCGCCGGGUGAAUGCCAAGGCAGCAGCCCGACCCUACCACGUCCAGAAGUGGGCCAUUCUCCACAGAGACUUCUCCAUUUCAGGGGAAGAACUGGGGCCCACAAUGAAACUGAAGCGACUCGUCGUCCUGGAGAAGUACAAGGAUGUCAUCAACUCUUUCUACCAGGAGUAGUGAUGUGUGGCGCUGGUGCACGGUGGCCAGCAGGAGGCUCCAUCCUGGGUCUGGCAGCGGCCAGAGCUGGUGCCCACAGCAGCUGCCGAUCCGAGAGCUUCACGUGGGCUAGUUUCGUUUGUUGAUUUUGGUUCAGGUGGCAGCAGAGACAGCUUUGUCCUGGAAUGACGGGGCUGGAUGUGUGUCAGGUCUCUGGGGUGACUCAGACUGACUUAGCUGGAUUCCUACCAGGCCCACAGGCUCCCUCACAAUACCCACACACCUUCCACCCAAUCAUUGCUGUUUAAUAAACUGCUGCCGCCUGCCUGCCUGUAGUUAGUGUGUAAUUUAAACAUUAAACUUCUUUCUGGAACUGCAGGUUGAACAAGUGGGUGGGAUCCGCUCAGAGGCCUGUCUGCUUAAUUCUCUGGAGGCCAUGCCUGGCAGUGCUUAGCUUACUGACUCCUGGCUCUACCAGGGGACCAUGCGAUGCUCAGGUGGGCCUCUAAACAGGAGACAAGCAGAGAAGACAUGCCUCAAUCCAAGCUGGAAUUCUUUAUUAGUACGAACCCACGAGCCAUAUUAGCACAUCCAAAAACAAAAUAAAGCAAAACAAAAAGAAAACAGGAAGCAGCAAUUUAAACAAUACGAGACAUUAAGAUUGUAAGUCUGGUUACAAGCCUCAAAAUGACUCAGCGGGUAGACACUAAGAAAUCCCCCACAGCCUGGGUCCUCUCUGCACAAGGGCAGGGGAGUGUGAGCUACCUGUGGUGUGAGGAUGGAGAUGAGUGUUGAGAGAUCAAAGAAAACCAGGUUGG
This is a messenger RNA of Suncus etruscus (white-toothed pygmy shrew), 3032 nucleotides long. RefSeq names its product acyl-CoA synthetase bubblegum family member 1 (gene ACSBG1). The transcript is spliced from 15 exons. Gene Ontology annotation, cellular component: membrane; endoplasmic reticulum. The coding region runs from base 34 to 2235 and encodes 733 amino acids. The record is from RefSeq and is a predicted model, not a curated record. Lineage: Eukaryota; Metazoa; Chordata; Mammalia; Eulipotyphla; Soricidae. Gene Ontology annotation, molecular function: long-chain fatty acid-CoA ligase activity.